AUGCGGCGCUACCUGCGCCUCGUAGUGCUGUGUCUGGCCUGCGGCUUCUGCUCGCUCCUUUACGCCUUCAGCCAGCUCGCCGUGUCCGUGGAGGAAGGAGCGGGCGGCGGUGGAGCUUAUCUGCAUACCCUGGUAAAGCUGCUUUCUACUGUGGCCUUUGGUGUCACAUUCUUGCCUGCCACCAGGUAUAGCAUGAAAACACAGCCUGUGGAGAAGAUGCACCUUGCCGUUGUGGCCUGCGGAGAAAGACUGGAAGAAACUAUGACCAUGUUGAAGUCAGCUAUAAUUUUCAGUAUCAAACCUCUACAGUUCCACAUUUUCGCUGAAGAUCAACUACAUGAUAGCUUUAAAGAGAGAUUAAUCCUGAAAGAAGUUGACUCCCUAUUGUAUGUUGACACUGAUAUCCUCUUUUUACGACCUGUUGAUGAUAUUUGGUCUUUACUGAAGAAAUUUAAUUCCACACAAAUUGCUGCAAUGGCACCAGAACAUGAGGAGCCUCGAAUAGGAUGGUACAAUCGCUUUGCUAGACACCCAUACUAUGGGAAAACUGGAGUGAACUCUGGGGUCAUGUUGAUGAACAUGACUCGAAUGAGAAGGAAGUAUUUCAAGAAUGAUAUGACAACUGUACGGCUCCAAUGGGGAGACAUACUUAUGCCACUGCUUAAAAAAUACAAGCUAAACAUCACCUGGGGUGAUCAAGACCUAUUGAAUAUCAUGUUUUUUCAUAAUCCAGAAAGCCUUUUUGUUUUUCCGUGUCACUGGAAUUAUCGACCGGAUCACUGUAUAUAUGGGAGCAAUUGUCUGGAAGCCGAGGAAGGAGGAAUCUCCAUUCUUCAUGGGAACAGGGGCGUCUACCAUGAUGAGAAGCAGCCAGCGUUCAGAGCUGUUUAUGAAGCCCUAAGAAAUUGUUCCUUUGAAGAUGAUGAUGUUCGUUCCUUAUUAGAGCCUUUAGAACUGGAACUACAGAAGACAGUGCAUACAUACUGUGGGAAAAUUUACAGAGUGUUUAUCAAACAACUAGCGAAGAGCAUAAGAGAACGCUAUGACAGACCUGGAGAGGAAAGGUGACUCUGGUGGCUGCUAAAUUCAGUGGCUAAAACAGUGAAGUGUCAGAGGACAAAUGGGAAGGAGUAUUCUUGGAUGAAGUAUUUAGCAUGAGAUUGUUUAUCUUCUGAGUAACCUUACUUUCCUGAAGAAGUUAACAGAGCAGUCUAUUCAUGUAAUGAAGAAUAAGUUAAAAUCUGGGUCUCCAACCAGAAGACAUUUGAUCUCUGAUAUUUGUAGCAUGACUUCCUGUCAUUCCAGUGUUGAAAACAUUGAGUGGUUGUAGCCUGUAGCUGUGUGGGCUCCUACUCUUGAGUGAGUAAGAGCGGUGUGUGUGUAUGGAUGGAGAAAAUGUACCUCAUACACAAUGGAGACAUUCAAACUGUGAGUAUAGCAAUAAUGAUGUCAGCACUAACCUCACUUUACACAUGUGGGAAAAAGUUGUUUACAGGAGCAGAAAAGUUCUGUUUUCAAGAAAUGUGAUAUAACCAAUGUAACCAUUGACAAUCUAUGUGUACCCUUAUACAUUUCAUCUCUCUUCUACGAUAUUUUUGUGACAAUCGUGUUUAAAUUUAUUUUUAGAUUUUAAGUAAGCUGCACAUUAAAAAAAAUUGAGCUGUAUGAGAAAAGAAACAGGUAAACACUUUGAGGCAUGUGUGUGUGUGUGUGUGUGUGUGUGUGUGUGUGUGUGUGUGUGUGUGUGUGUGUUGAGAAAUACAAUGUUUUCAUUUUGUAUGUGUCAAACUGUCUUGCCAAAACACAGCUCUAGGAUAUUUUGGAACUUUGUUUCUAAAUCACUAUAAGUGAAAAAAUUUAAAAAUUUUGCUGGGCAUUCUGGAAGCAAACUAUACUGUGUUGAUAAUAAAUGAGAAGCCCUAGUGGGAAUGGGAAAUGCAAUGGACCAAAAGCAUAGCUAAGUACUUCUGUGACCAGAAAGUUUAAUUUUGCCAGCAUAGAAAAAAGAGGUCCAUUUAGACUUUUCUUCUACCUCAAAAUGGCUUUACAAGACAUUUUUUGAAGAAGCAAAUAUAUAGAGCUUUACUUCAAGUUAGACAUCUUCAGUGGAUACUUGGAUCAAGAAGUCUUUUACACAGAAUUAUAGUUGUUUUUAUUAGGGUAGUGUGCAUACCUUCUUAGGUGUUUUUUUGUUGUCGUUGGUCUCGGGGC
This is a messenger RNA of Dipodomys ordii (Ord's kangaroo rat), 2211 nucleotides long. RefSeq names its product glucoside xylosyltransferase 1 (gene Gxylt1). Lineage: Eukaryota; Metazoa; Chordata; Mammalia; Rodentia; Heteromyidae. Gene Ontology annotation, molecular function: UDP-xylosyltransferase activity. Gene Ontology annotation, biological process: protein O-linked glycosylation via N-acetylgalactosamine. The record is from RefSeq and is a predicted model, not a curated record. Bases 1 to 1068 code for a protein of 355 amino acids. The transcript has 7 exons.